GCGGCUUUUUUGUUUUCCCAGCAAAAAUAUCUGUGAAUUUGCCAAUACAUACAGUAGAUAAGGAUACAGUCUAGAAUGUCUACCAGUUCAUUGAGUAUAGGUAGUUUCCAUGACUACUUGGAAGAAAAUGUUGAGGAAGUGAACACAACUCCCAAGAAGAGAAAGAGACAUACACCACCUUCAACCCCAGAUGGACCCCCAGCUGAUGUCGAGGAAGAUAUUGAGAAGCUCUAUAACUACAUACCUGAAGUGGAAGAAAUCUUUACUGUGUUAGAUAAAGUGGGAGAAGGUACGUUUAGUUCAGUGUAUCUAGCAAGGUUGAAAAAACACCCAGAAGUUGACCAAUACUUUGCGUUGAAGCACAUCAUCCCCACUAGUCAUCCAUCAAGGACAGAAAAUGAACUGAGAUGCUUACAACAGCUACGUGGUGUGAACAAUGUGAUAGGUGUACAGUGGUGUGUUAGACACAAGGACCAUGUGGUGAUUGUGAUGCCCUACUUUCAACAUGGUAGAUUUCAAGAUGGUGUUAAACUAUUCUCAGUAGCAGAGGUGAGAGAAUAUAUGAGGAAUCUUCUCAUAUCCUUGAAACAGGUCCACAAGUUUGAUAUCAUACACAGGGAUGUCAAACCAAGCAACUUCUUAGUGGAUAGGAAAUUGAAACGAUAUGCAUUGGUAGAUUUUGGACUGGCUCAUAAAGCCCCUGUGCAGUUGAAACCCCAAACUUCAGCUUCUAUGGUUCCCCAAAAACCUACCCAUGCCAGUAUUGUAGCUUCAUCUCCAACCAAGAGAAAGACGAGAGCUCAAACAGAAAAUUUAGGUGUCCAGGUCUCAUCAUUGAAGCGUAGCAGCUCACUGGCAGCUCCUUUAAGACUAAAUAAACUAACAGUGAAUGAAAUAAAGGCUGAUGCUUUAAAAAAUGCUACAGCUCAAGUUCGCAUAGAAAAACUCAAAAUGUCCCAGACCCCAACUCCCGAUAUCAUGAAACCAGAAUUCAGGAAGAAGAUGAAGUCUCCACGCAGGGUUCUUAUGUGUAAAAGAAUGCUUCAUGCACAGAAGAAAGAUGAGCUUAUACUGAGGAAGUUGAAUAAUAGCAGUUCAACCAGUCAUAAACCUAACCCUGCUAGGACUGCCUUGUAUGAUGCACCCACAACUUGUAAAUGCUUUGGGUUGCCUCAAGUGUGCAACAUAUGCACUGCAAGAGGUGCACAGGUGGCACCACGUGCUGGGACUCCAGGAUUUAGGGCUCCUGAGGUUUUAAUGAAGUCUCCAGACCAAACUACAGCUGUAGACAUCUGGUCAGCAGGUGUUAUGUUCUUGUCUCUCCUCAGUGGCCGCUACCCAUUCUUUCGGGCCCCAGAUGACAUGACUGCACUGGCACAAAUCAUAGCACUUAUGGGUAGUAAUCAAGUCAAAGAGGCAGCAAAACAUAUUGGUAAAGAUAUUAUAUGUCACCCUACAGUACCAGCCUUGGAUUUAAAGAUACUUUGUGAAAAACUCCGUAAUAGUACAACCCAAACUAAACCAAAGACCAAAAGUAUGGAUAAAGAGAACCCUGUGAAAUCUAAGAACUCUUGGGACAAUGUUCCACAAGAUGCUUAUGAUUUGUUAUACAAACUAUUAGACCUUAAUCCACAUACGAGAAUAACAGCAGAAUCUGCACUGGAACAUCCUUUCUUCCAUUCUUGAUGUCUGGUGUUAAAGGUUAAAGAAAUAUACAAUGUUGAUGAGGUUCUUUAAGCCACACACCAAUUGUCAGUUAUUAUCAGGACAAUACUUUUCAAUCCAAUGUAUAAAAAUCUUGUUUUUCUACAAUGACUCACAAUCUUCUCAAUUUUACAAGGCUAUGUAGGAUGUACAUCAAUGGCACUAUUAGAUUAUAUGAAAAACAUUAGAACGUAUAAAGGUGAAUGUCAAACCAUAAAACCAUUUGUGUGUCUUAGUAUAAUGUAAGUGGUACUUGCUGAAGCAUGAUUUAAUUCAUUUACCUAUGUUAUUCUACCUGUUAGUAGUAUUAUAUUGUUAUCUAGAGUGAGUAAUGUAUUUUUCUUGCAUAUAGAGUUUCAAAAAAGUCUCAAAUCAAGUCCCUGUCAUCCCUCUCUACCCGGAAUGUGCCUGGGAGAGAGAUAAGGGAGUACAAGGUCUUGAUCAAACCAAGGGACGAAAUAUAUAAUUACUAUUUUAGUGAAAUUCAUCUUCAAUGUAUUUCAUAGAAACAUAUUUUU
Messenger RNA from Owenia fusiformis, 2222 nucleotides. The record is from the annotation of a GenBank genome assembly. Lineage: Eukaryota; Metazoa; Annelida; Polychaeta; Sabellida; Oweniidae.